AUGAAACUAGUAAUCAACAGUUUAAAUCCAAUUGUUUCAGUGGGUGUCAACAACACGAAUUUUCGUGAUUGUUCAAACUAUCACGUGAAUGUACUUUUUUUGAUGGACCCAGAGACGCCGAGAGGAGCUUUCACACCGAUGAUUCAAUUGUUGGUUGAUAUCUUGUACAGUUGUCAGGAACAAGCUCUAGCUGAUGAAGGGAAUGCUGCGCCGAGGGAAUAUCCAGUCAAUCGUUUCACUUACAUCUCGGUGCAAACGAUGUGGAGUUGCAACCUGACAGAUUGCGAUCUCGAGAACUCGAUCUCAUUGGAUUAUUCGAGAUAUCCGGCUAGUUCAGAUGUUGAUCUCUUCAAGCUUAUCAAAAAGGCGAUCGAAUUCUCAACAACUCCACACGAUAAUCAAGUGAUGACAUUUUUCAUCAUCUCCAACAUUAAAAAGGAAAAUUUCAAGUUAUAUCCGAAUAUCACCUAUAUCAUGGGAAAUCCAGGAAGGAUUGGUGAAGCGAUUGGCUCAAUUCAAGCACCGUUUCGUUUACUGUGGUUUCCGGGCGAAAGAGAGUAUCCGUUUGGAGAAAUUCAAAAAUUUUCGAAUGGUUGGUUCAAAGAUUAUUCAAUUGCAAACACUGAUGAUUUCCCAAAGCUGAUCGAUGAGUUGUAUAUUUGCCCGGUUAAUGGCACUUACGUAACACCGAGUCAUCAAAGCACUGAAACCACGACAAAGCCACAUUCAACAGAUAAGGAUCUCGAUUGGGUUCUUCCGAUGAUUUUUGUCAUCAUUCUCUUUUGUUUUGGGCUUUGUCUGGUGGCACGAUGGAGAUUUUGCUCGCAUUGGACACCGAAGAUUCCUUUUUUGCACGAUUUCAAAAUGAGACACGGAAGUGCGCAUUCUGUGGCAUUACAGGAUCAAAUUCGGGCAGCCACUCUGCAAUCGGCGGCGGGUUUAGCCGGGAUCGGCUCGAUGGCAAGUAAACCGAGAACGGCAAGUGGGAGUAGUAACGGAAAAGACCCCUGGGAGAUUAACUCCGACCGGGUUUUUCUGACCCACGAACGCUUGGGUUGUGGAGCAUCUUCAGAAGUAGUAAAAGCUUUGUUGAAAGGAAGACCGCCAGUUAAGGAUCGAGGAGCUCCAAUGCAGCUCGCUCUCUCGUUCAACGACAACAGCAAUGUGGUGGCUGCGAAAUAUUUGAAGCCAAGCGCUUGCUUGUCUGCAAAAUCCUCAUUCAUGGCGGAGAGUAAAUUAUUGAGAGAGAUCGGUUUUCAUCCGCACAUCGUUCCUUUUGUUGGCAUAGUUAGUGAUGGACCUGAUCGCUUAUUGCUCACACAGCUUUGUCCAUUCGGCGAUUUGCUGAGGUUCUUGAAAAAUAAUCAAGGAACUUUGAAAGAGUUGGAGGAAAAGGAGAAACAAAUCAUUGCAUGGCAGAUUUGCGAUGCUCUAUGCUAUUUGAGUGCUAAAAAGUUCAUUCAUCGAGAUGUUGCCGCGAGAAAUGUGUUUAUGUACGGGAGAACGAUCGGAAAGCUUGGAGACUUUGGCCUUUGCGUGAAGGCCCCAGAAGGGAGAAUCCGUGCCGGAGGUCAUCUCCCAGUUCGAACAUUGCCACCGGAAGCCAUUGAAACGCUUGUGUUUGAUGAGAAAACUGAUGUCUGGGCAUUCGGGCUUCUCUUAUGGGAGUUGUACACGGGUGGGUUGGUGCCAUUGGCGGAUAUCACUCUUCCAGAGGUGCUUUCAUCGCUCAAAUCCGGAUAUCGGCCACAAGUACCGGAGAAGUGUCCAGAGAAAAUAGUUGAACUGAUGACAGAAUGCUGGCAGAUGAGUCCAGACGAUCGGCCGUCAUUCACCGAUCUCCGCGCCGCUCUCUUCAACGUGAUUGACUUAACCUCGGCUCAUUACGGCUACAUUCACUUCCAAGACUAUAAACGAUUUAUUUUCACCCUUUCGCGCGGGAUUUCAACGAUGCCCACGCAAUUGAACAACGAAAACGAUUUCAAAUCGCUCACUUCAAAUGACAACCUCUCGAUUGUGCACUUCUACGCUUCGUGGGCUCCACAAUGUCAACAAUUGAACCAAGUUCUCGAUGAUCUUAAGGCUGAAGCAACGACUACGUAUGAAGUUGCCUACAUUGACGCGGAAGAGGUGCCAGAAGCUUCUUUGGCCGCAAAUGUCACCGCCGCACCGACCACAAUCUUUUACAAGAAAGGGAGGGAAGUUGCCCGAGUGAAUGGAUUUCAACCAAUCGAGAUUCGGACGCAAAUUUUGAAGUUUUCUGGAUCGCACGUAGCAUCAGUUUCUGCUCCAGUUAAAGAAGAUUUAAAUGACCGUUUGAAGAGACUAAUCAGCACAAAGCGAUUGAUGCUUUUCAUGAAGGGAGACGCUACAACUCCUCGUUGUGGUUUCAGUCGUCAGACAAUUGACCUCCUCAACGGAAUCAAUGCUGAAUACGGCACAUUUGAUAUUCUGAACGAUGAAGAAGUUAGACAGCUUUAUUUGGAUGGAGAGCUUGUCGGCGGGCUGGAUGUGAUUCGAGAAGAGCUUCAGGAUGCCGAUUUUGUUGCAAGGAUUCCGAAAAAAGAGACACUCAACAAUCGUUUGAAGCUAUUAAUCAACGCGAGUCGCUUGAUGUUAUUCAUGAAGGGUAAUGAGGAGACUCCACGCUGCGGUUUCAGCAAGCAAAUAAUCGGACUAUUGAACGACGCAAAAGUGGAUUUCAGAACGUUUGACAUUUUGGGCGACGAAGAAGUUAGACAGGGUUUGAAAGAAUACAGCAACUGGCCAACGUAUCCCCAACUCUACUUGGAUGGUGAACUUAUCGGUGGUUUGGACGUGAUACGUGAAGAGCUCAAGGAUAACGACUUCGUGGAACGCUUGCCUCGUAAAGCC
Mesorhabditis belari is the source of this 2874-nucleotide messenger RNA. The record is from the annotation of a GenBank genome assembly. Lineage: Eukaryota; Metazoa; Nematoda; Chromadorea; Rhabditida; Rhabditidae.